This is a messenger RNA of Prunus mume (Japanese apricot), 474 nucleotides long. RefSeq lists its product as uncharacterized. NCBI's taxonomy places the organism in Eukaryota, Viridiplantae, Streptophyta, Magnoliopsida, Rosales, Rosaceae. The record is from RefSeq and is a predicted model, not a curated record.
CUCCCUUCCCAAAAUUGAAAAACCUCUUCUCUAAAACCAAGUGUCAAAGUCUGUAACUUUAAACCCUUUUUUCUUUCAGAGAAUCCAAGUGAAAGCAAAACUACCAAGAUGAACUCACAAACUGAUAAGCUGGUGAGGAGGACAACUAUGGUGGCCACCGUUACUGCUGGCUAUUUCCUCUUGACUGCUGACUAUGGCUCUGAACCCAAUGCUCUCGACCCUGUUAAGAGGGCGAUACAGUCUGCUGAAAGUUCUGUGAAAGACUUCAUCUUUGGAGCAAAGAGGCAACCUGAAAAAGAAAUUGAAAAGCUGGCCCCUAACAGUGCUAAGGAACAUCCUUAGUUUAAUAGGCAGUUAACAAUGUAUAGAAAGAUAAUGGUUUUGACAAUGAUUAUACUGUUCUUGUAAGUUGUAUGCGGUGAUAUAUUUGGACCCUGUGUUCCUUUUGCAGAAGAUAGUUCAUGUUUUGUCUCA